CUCGGGGCGGGCGGAGGCCUGCAUUAGCCUCACCGAAGCACCCGCGCGUACCACAACCGCGACCGCAACCCGCAUGCGGCGCACUCUCCUCGGGCCUCGGACCACGGACGAGCCGCCGACGCCGUCGCCCUCCGCUGGGACCGCUUCCAGAGCUUUUGAGAGCCGACAUGUCGAGCGCUUUUCUAUCCGAAGGGGAGCGACUUUAGGCGGCUUGCGUGCUUUCCUGCUCCCGCCGCCCUCGCUGCUGGAUACUUUGAAUUAAUUUCACUCGCUGGGAAGCACAAAGAAAAGAAAGGAGACACACAAAACAGGGAGCGAAGCACCCCCACCCCCAACCCCCCCACCCCUCGCGGCCUUCGCCGGCGUCCCCGCCGUCAAGCUGCAGCAUCCCCGGGGCCGAGCAGCAGCAGCGGCGGCGGCAGCGGCGGCGGCGGCGGCGGCGGCGGGCCUGCAGUGGGCCGAGCUGGGCGGCGCCGCGGUGAGCGCCGGCUGUAGCAUGAUGUCCUACCUCAAGCAGCCCCCCUACGCCGUCAACGGCCUGCACGGCCUCAGCGGGGCCGCCAUGGACCUGCUGCACCCCUCCGUCGGAUACCCGGCGACGCCGAGGAAGCAGCGUCGCGAGCGGACGACGUUCACCCGAUCCCAGCUGGACGUCCUGGAGGCUCUGUUCGCCAAGACUCGCUACCCGGACAUCUUCAUGCGAGAGGAGGUCGCUCUCAAGAUCAACCUGCCCGAGUCCCGCGUCCAGGUGUGGUUCAAGAACCGCCGGGCCAAAUGUCGUCAGCAGCAGCAGAGCGGCGGGGGCGCCAAGGCGCGGCCCCCCAAGAAGAAGUCGUCCCCGGCCCGCGAGAGCACGGGUUCGGAGAGCAGCGGCCAGUUCACGCCGCCCGCCGUCUCCAGCGCGGGGUCGUCGUCGUCCUCGUCCGCGGCGGCGCUGAGCAGCAGCACGGCGCCGUCUAUCAGCACCGUGUCGUCCAUCUGGAGCCCCGCGAUCUCCCCGGGUAACGCCCCCACCCCGGCCGCCGCCCCCUCGGCCGCCCCGCUCCCCGAGCCCGGCCCGCCCUCCAACGCCUCCUGCAUGCAGCGCUCCAUGUCGGGGUCGGCCGCCGCCGCCUCGUACCCGAUCUCCUACAACCAGACGGCGGGCUACGGGCAGAGCUACCCGGCCCCCUCCGGCUCCUACUUCGGGGGCGUGGACUGCGGCUCCUACCUGGCCCCCAUGCACUCCCACCACCACCAGCUCAGCCCCAUGGCCGCCUCGUCCAUGCCGACGCACCCGCACCACCACAUCGGCCAGUCCUCGGGACACCCGCACCACCACCACCCCCACCACCACCACCACCCGCACCAGGCCUACGGCGGCUCCGGACUGGCCUUCAACUCGUCCGACUGCCUGGAUUACAAAGAGCAGACGGCCGCCUCGUCCUGGAAACUCAACUUCAACGCCUCUGACUGCUUGGACUAUAAAGACCAGACCUCCUGGAGGUUCCAAGUCUUGUGAUCGCUGACUUUUUUUUUUUUUUUUUUUCCCCCACCCCCGAUGAAAGUGGCUGGAUCGCCUGGGAGCCGGGAUCUUGAGGGAGCCGGAACGCGCUAGCUCUUAAAAUUCCGUGUUGGGCGCACGUUCCGGUAUGUUCUCAGCCGGUCCGUUUGCAAGGCACGCCGACGCCCAAGGGUGGAAUUCUAGGAACCGGAAUGUUUUGGCUCCUGAACGCUCCGGGUCCUGAACGUUCGUCAGUCCUGAACAUUUGUGAUCUGGAGCGUCCGAAAGCUGAACGUUCUCGAGGCGAAAAUGCUCGGAAAGUGGAACAGUCCGCCCCCCAAAAUUUUGUUUUGGAGUUUGUUGCACUCUGGACCCAGAAUUCUCAUGAGCUUGAAUACUUCCGCUCCUGAUUGGGCCGGCUUCUAAAAAUUCACGAGCCAGAACCCUCGACUCGAGUAUUCCGGGUGCGGAGUGGAACCGCGCUCUCGAAAUUCUGUGCUCGGUUUCCUAGACGCUUGCAGCUCUGAGAGUUCGAGGUCACCAAUUGUUCAGGUGCCAGAACACUGCGAACCCGCUCCGGAGCCCAAAUCCCUGGAACCGCGGUGUUCCGGCUCCUCAACGUUCCCGACCUGGAACUCUCAGAGCCGGGGCGUCCCGGAGCAGGCACGCAGAACUGGAGCCAGAACCUUCCAGAGUCGGGACUCGCAGAAGGAAAAAAAAUGACGAGAGAACAAAACAUAACCAGGACAGCUGUGGAAUAUCAAUCAAAACUCCCCUCGUCACACAGUUUUUUUUUUUUUUUUUUUAAUUUUUUUCAUUUGUGUUCUUUUUAGAGGAGAUUUUUAGUCAGCGCAUGAGCUGAAAGUGUGUAAAUAUGUAUUUGGGUCAGUUCCAGUGACCGCCUUUAGAUGGUGUUUUUUUUUUCUUUACUACACACGUCGGGGAGAGAAGAAAAAAAAAUGUAAAUGUUUCCAGAGGGAUGAAAUUGGGCCCCUUGAAGUUUUAUUUGACAAUGUUUUCGUUUUAGCAGAAAUCGAACGUGAAGAAGAAUUUCGACAAGAAGCUGAAAGGAUUUUUGCUCACUUCAUCUUCCUCGAAUUUCUUUGGCUUUGUGUUGAUUGUUCGCGCGCAUCACACGCCGGCGACGACGACAAAUAUUUGGAUUGGAGCGCAAAGAGCGGCCACGCCCCCAAAAAUGACUUCUGCUCAGAUCGUGUUGAAUGUAUCUGCCCCCCCCUCCCCCCCCACUUCCACGUUCAUCCAAUAAAGAUCCCUUCAGUCAUGUUUAUUUCUUCUCAACGUGACUCUGUUCAUUUCAUAUUUUGCAAAAAAGACUUUAUUUUUUGUAAUUUGAAUCUCAUUCUCGUCGCUCACUUGCAAACAGCUGAUUGAAACGUGGCGGAAGUUGGACGCGUUCUUGCCAAAAACGUGUCGUGACUCGGCAGUUCGGUCCCGUUGAAAACCGCCCAAGGGGGGGAAUUGAACUCGUGAAAUUAUUGUGGAAGAACGACGACCACCGAUGUGCCAACAGAAUAAAACAAGAAUAUUCUUCAUUUUUUACAAUCAUUAAAAAAAAUAACGCGCUACUUGUUCAGUGAGACUUUUCAACAGAAUACAAUAAAACAGAUUAGCUUGAUUUUUCAGGGAAUAACUUCUGUGAAUCAUUUCAACUUUGCGGCAGCACGGUGGCUCAGCUGGUAAAGCGUCAACCUCACAGUUCUGAGGUCCCGGGUUCGAGCCCGGCCCCACCUGUGUUUGCGUGUUCUCCCCGUACCUGCGUUGGGCUUCCCAAAAACAUGCAACAUUAAUUGGACACUCUAAAUUGCCCCUCGGUGUGAUUGGGAGGCUCCAGCGCUCCCCGCGGACCCUUGUGAGGAUAAGUGGCUAAGAAAAUGGAUUGAUUUCUGUUUUUUUUUUCCAUUUCCAUUUUUUUUUCCAAGUGUUCAACAGAGUUGAAAAGUGCACUAAACCUAAGAGUUAUUAACUCAUUUCAUGUUCAGUGAACAGCAAAUAUCUCAAGCGUAGUUCUCGUCACGUGACGAUUCAACAAGUGAGAAAAGUGCAGUUGGUGGCCUUUAGUCACAAAUUGUGAGCUCCUCUCACCGGGAAGAAAAAAAAAAACAAUCCAAACCACACAAAUAAUUGAUUGCAAAGCUUUAAAUUGCUUAAUAUCAGAAGCUGAACGAACGCAAAAAACAAAUCCAGAAUUCUUGCGGGCGAAUUGAACGGUUGACACGGCUGACGUGGCGACUGAACUGGAACACAUUUUUAAAAAAGUGGAAUCCAAGCAAAUUAAAGUUGAGUUUCAUGGUGUCAAAUACUUUUUUUUUUUUGCUUCUUUAUAAGGAGCAGUUUUAAUUACGCCUACAAAUUUUUCUUUUUUUAAACUUGAAGUAAAACAUUUCAUUUUAUGUUUAUUUAUUAUAUAUACAUAUAAAAUUUAUUUUUUAUUUAAAAAGUCAUUUUAUUCCAAGUAUUUGUCUAAAAAAAUAUAUUAAAUAAAAUAUAACCUUGUAUUUAGUCAACAUUUCACCCUGCAGUUUAUUUACAAUUUCAUUUCAUAUUAUUUAGUCAUGGUUAAAUAAUAAAAUCUCCCUUGACAAAACUAGUACUGCACUUUUUAUUAAUUGACUAGUUUAACUGCAUUAUUGUGAGAGUCGUUUCUAAUAUUUUGAGGUACCCGAAAGCGUUGCCACCGCGGUGACCACAUUUAUUAUAAAUCAUAACAUGGUUUAAAAAAAAAAAAAAAAAUAAAGCAUAAACAGAAAAUCUGUGUUCGGGGAAACACCAGCACUGCUUACACUCCACACACAAGAUUUAUUUACACGAGACUGGUUUGUCCUUUUCACCUUUCGUCUGCCCUUUUAUUGAGUUGGUUCAAGUUUUCCGUCCUGUACGGAGAAGCCACGUCGACGCAAUAAAACGGGAAAUGCUACAGCACAAAUUGCACAUAUUUCAAAAUAAAACUGGGUUUGUGGAAUGUCACAGGAAGUUAUUUUUCCCCUUUGAUACACUCAAUAGAAGUGCCCCACCCCCACAGCCGAAAGCAAACAUAACGGUACAACCCGUCUGCUCGAGAACCAGGAAGUAGCAUGAUAGCAGCUGGGCCUUGGAAGAGGUCUGAAGUCCGCCAAGUGACUUCUUGAGUCAUUAGAUUCGGUCACUAACGAACCAUCUAACGACGCCCUCGAGCUUUUCGGUCCUGCUGUCGAUUCACAAACACGAAAACAAAAAGUAGAGCGCGGAAAUGGCGGCGUAUCGACAACGGCGUCACGAUACCGUUACGUGACGAUCCAAAAACUGAGAAGAUCGGCUGUUUUUAUCAUUUAGCGGUCUGGUGAAAAAGCGACCCGUCCAGCGGAAGAGUUGAAAACUGAUUCACGCGAAGUACACAAAAUCAAAAUAGGACAGUAUCGAUAGCGGAUUUUGCUGUAUCAAUACUUUAGUGUACACAAACUAUGCUACUUAACGAUCUCUUAAUUCGGAUUCACUUGAAGUGUUUGAUGAAAAAUGAUUCCAGUACAGUAAAACCUUGGUUCUCGACCACAAUCCGUUCCAGAAGGUGGUCCGAGAAGCGAUUUGUUUGAAAACUGAAUCGAUAUUUCUCACCGGGACACGUCUGCAUACAGAGGCUGCGUUAUACACAAUAACAAUGCGUGUCGUGGGUCAGCUGAUCAGACUGGCGCGUUAUGUUAUUUCCGGGUUUUGUAUUCGCUGUAUUUCAUAAAAGCAGCCGUAUCGUAGUAUCGUUAACCAAUUUUGUCAUGUCGCUAACGCGGUGCGUAAGAAAUGAUACGACAUCACAAAAUCAACAUGUUGAAAGAAAAAUAGGCCACAAUAGGCGUAUGAUGAUACGCAGGUUAAUAAUUUGUGAUUUUUUUGCUGUAUGGAUUCUGUAGCGUGCCAGGGAUAACCAUACCGUUCAUAGUGAUAUUGGUACAGUAUACGGAAAAGCUGCAGAAAUGAUCUAGGUCCUAUUUAUCUACAUAAGGCAAUUGAACGAUUCUCAUUUUCAAGCAAAGCAGAAUAAUGAAAAAAAAAAAGAAUACAUUGACAACAAACUGUACAGUGUACGUCGUUACAUUAUCGCAGAUGGUGAAUAAAAGAAUUGACAUUUUUUUGUUGAAUUUGUUGCACUUUUUCUCGUCGUUUUCUCCCGUUUAAAAACGCUUUGGGUGAUGAUGUCAUUAGACUAACGAGAUGUUGCGUCAUCGUUUCAGUGACAAAAGUACUUUUCUAUUUAGCAUCUGAGUGAAAGUGACGAGAGUUGACCACGAGCAUGUUGCUAGCUUUGUUAGCUUAGCUGGCUAACGCUAAUCACAGCAUAGCAUUACGUUACAGAACAUACCUUGGACCAAACAAAGCUGAAUAUUCACGUAUUCAAAUGACUUUCUCCAAAAUUCCGCAUUAACGAGAACGCAACCACCUCACUGGUCGGUAUUUCCCUGUUAAAAGCGCAAACUACAGCUCAAACGUUGCAAAAAUAGAGCCAAAGCGUCGCAAAAAUCGUACGUUUCAUGCAUGAACUGACCUAAUGAAGUACAUAAUGACGCGGCGCUCACACACAGACGACCGAGCGGCCCCUUGGGCGGAGGGGCCUUCAUUAGCGCCGAUAAAUCCCGGGAUGCCGCAAAGUGCUGCGGGCCGCCUUCAUUAGGAAACAUUAACAAGGCCACCGGUGUGUUAAUAGCCCUGAUAGCGCAUGUCAAACGUGUUAGUUAGCUGUUAGCCAGAAGCGAGCGCCAUUACCAUUGCAAUGGAGCUUUUUUUUUUUUUCAUCCUUCUAUCCAUUUUCUUCGCCGCUUAUCCUCACGAGGGUCGCGGGGAGUGCCGGAGCCUCUCCUAGCUGUCAUCGGGCAGGAAGCGGAGUGCGGCCUGCCAAUCGCAGGCCACAUAGAGACAAACUGUCGCACUCACAAUCACACCUUGGGGCAAUUGAGAGUGUCCAAUUAAUGUCGCAUGUUUUUGGGAUGUGGGAGGAAACCGGAGUGCCCACCCGGAGAAAACCCACGCAGGCAUAUGGAGAACAUGCAAACUCAACACAGGCGGGGCCGGGAUCGAACCUAGGUCUUCAGAAGUGUGAGGCUAACGCUUUACAGCUGCCCCACUGUGCCGUCAUGUUUUUUGUUUAUGUUUGGUAACCCCGGCGACGUCACAAUAGCAGCAAUGUGCAGGGUCCUCCUCCCACCACCCGCAUAUUUGUAAAGUCGUCCGUUACCUGUCGUGUGUUAGCACUAAGCUAAAAACUAAAUGAAGCUAGCGGACCUUUAGAAGACAACGAAGUAGUUUGCUUUGCUGCUACUUGUUGCGAAGCUCACUGCCACCGGAGCUAGCGCCCAAGGAACUGACAUUUUUGGUCGCGACGCAAGAUGAUAACGACAACGAUGAUGGGAAAUCGGGAAAAUAAAGUCAUUGAG
This is a messenger RNA of Syngnathoides biaculeatus (alligator pipefish), 6900 nucleotides long. RefSeq names its product orthodenticle homeobox 1 (gene otx1). The record is from RefSeq and is a predicted model, not a curated record. The transcript is spliced from 4 exons. NCBI's taxonomy places the organism in Eukaryota, Metazoa, Chordata, Actinopteri, Syngnathiformes, Syngnathidae. Gene Ontology annotation, cellular component: nucleus. The coding region runs from base 497 to 1501 and encodes 334 amino acids. Gene Ontology annotation, biological process: regulation of transcription by RNA polymerase II; multicellular organism development. Gene Ontology annotation, molecular function: RNA polymerase II cis-regulatory region sequence-specific DNA binding; DNA-binding transcription factor activity, RNA polymerase II-specific.